GUAACUUUGAGCAGUCCAACGAGGAGCUCAGAACCAUCAUCAAAAAAAUCUGGAAGCGAACGAGUAUGAAACUUUUGGACCAGGUGAUCCCACCUAUUGGAGAUGACGAGGUGACAGUGGGCAAGUUCUAUGCCACUUUCCUCAUCCAAGAGCAUUUCAGGAAGUUCAUGAAGCGCCAGGAGGAGUAUUAUGGGUACCGGCCGAAGAAGAACCCUGUGGAGAUCCAGGCUGGGCUGAGGAGCAUUGAAGAAGAAGCUGCUCCUGAAAUCCAUCGAGCCAUCUCUGGGGACCUGACUGCUGAGGAGGAGCUGGAAAGAGCAAUGGUGGAGGCUGCUAUGGAGGAAGGGAUAUACAGGAGAACCGGUGGCCUGUUUGGCCAGGUGGACAGCUUCCUGGAGCCCAGCAGCCCCUUGCAGCCCCACAUGGCCAGCCAGAGGCCCCUGCAGUUCACGGAGGUGGGCAGUGAGGACCUCGACUCCCCCGUCUUCCUUGAUGACUUCCCCCAGGAAGGCAACACCAACACCAACAACGCCAACAGCCGUGCCCCUCCUGGUCUGCCCUCGGCUGCAUUCCUUGGGAUGGUGUAUGAGGACGAGGUGCUGAGGAAGACGGUGCCAGCAGCACCCAGGCGUCCCGCGCAGGAGCAAAGUCACCCCUUACCCAUGGAGAGGCUGCGACGGAGGCUGAGCAGGAGGCAAGGGGCCACCUCUGAGGGCCACCCAUCAUCAGGACUGCACCUUCACCCCCAGGAGGUGCCCCAAGAGGACGGCACAGUGAUGGGAAUGGCAACGGCAACCGGAUCAGAACAGCAGCAGGGUGCAAGCAGUGACCCAAGCACAUCCUCCACCCCCGCCAUCACCUUCCUCAUUCGGGAG
Messenger RNA from Mesitornis unicolor (brown roatelo), 875 nucleotides. RefSeq names its product voltage-dependent L-type calcium channel subunit alpha-1S-like. Gene Ontology annotation, biological process: calcium ion import across plasma membrane. The annotation marks the transcript as partial. The transcript has 8 exons. The record is from RefSeq and is a predicted model, not a curated record. Lineage: Eukaryota; Metazoa; Chordata; Aves; Mesitornithiformes; Mesitornithidae. Gene Ontology annotation, cellular component: voltage-gated calcium channel complex. Gene Ontology annotation, molecular function: high voltage-gated calcium channel activity.